Messenger RNA from Ziziphus jujuba (common jujube), 1402 nucleotides. RefSeq lists its product as uncharacterized. Bases 687 to 1172 code for a protein of 161 amino acids. NCBI's taxonomy places the organism in Eukaryota, Viridiplantae, Streptophyta, Magnoliopsida, Rosales, Rhamnaceae. Gene Ontology annotation, molecular function: protein binding. The transcript has 5 exons. The record is from RefSeq and is a predicted model, not a curated record.
AAAAUGAAUUCGUUUGACGUUUGUUGUUUUGGUACACACAAUCUUGUUUUGCAUUUUGUUUUUCAUGCAUCUCUUGUGCUUGGAAAUUGAUAGCUUUGAGGGCGCUCAUGGGUUAGUUUUUGAAUACAUAGAAGAAAAAAACCAGCAGCAACUCAAGGGAGCAGAAAGGCAUGAUGUUUCAACAAAGCUACGUUUGAGAUGGGUUUAGUGCAUUUUGCUCCCCCAGUAAAUUUUUGUUGUAGUUACCAUAAAUUGUCACUUGCUCUGCAGGAAAUCAGCAACUGAAGGAUCUAGUGCUGUUCCAACUCGUAAGUGGAUUGAUUUGUUAAUCUAUGUAGCCUACAGCAGAACUCCCAUUGCUUGUUUUUAUGUUUUUUUGAAUGGACUUGUUGAAUGAUGGACAGUACUCCUAUAUAUUAGUCAGGAGAGUAUAGUCAGGCUGCUUCUAUGCUUUGCUCUUGAAGUGCGUCACAACAUUCCAUUUCUUGAUAGGGAUAUUAACUGAGUCGGGAAAAUUCCAAAACAUUUUCACUUGCGUGUCACUGUGAUUCUUAAUAUAUUUCGGAUGGUUGUAGGGAGCUGCUGAGGAUAGUCAGGCUGCUUCUAUGCUUGAGGACCCGACAAAGGUUUGGUUCUGUUAAGCUGUUGAUAUAUCAAGGAAUUUAUUUGCCAGUGCUGCUCAAUCAAUGCUGUCUAGCACAAGCUUACCUGAACUGACCUUUUGCGUUAUACGGGAGAAGCCAAGUGACCCUGAUGUUUUCCGUUGCUUGGAGAAGCUAAAUAUAAACCAAAGGAUUAUGAAGGAAGCGCAAAUGCAAAUAAGAGUUCUGCAUUGGUGUCUAAAUAUCUCGAUUUUGAAGUCCUACGUGGCUGUACAAAUGCAUUACUUGCAUGAGGCUGUAAAUUUCCUUCUUGCCUCUCAACAACAACUGCAAGCACAAAUCUCAGAAGUAAGAAGUGAAAGCAGUACAAAGGAAGCAGAGGUCCAGAAGGUGGACCCUGUUCAGGUGGAUUUGCUAGUGGGGAAAGCAUAUUCAGACUGGGGGCAUGUUAGUGAUGCUGUGGCUGUUUAUGAUCAGCUCAUCUCUGCUCACCCUGAUGACUUCCGAGCUUACUUGGCCAAGGCAACAUCUUUUGCACCAGAGAAAGCCAAGGUACUUGUCCAUCGUUAGUCAAGACAGUGAAGGCCCCCAUUUCUUGUAGACAAGCUUUUGGAGAAGAAGCUUCUCAGUCCCUCACUAUGUCCGUUGGAGUUGGAUUUGAGAAUUUUAUAGGAAAUAUAGAAUGUUAAACAUGUUAGAAAUGUAGUUUCUUUAGGGAAAUUGGUGAAAUUUUUUAACACUUUUUGGAGAAGUGUAAUGUCCUAUUAACAUUCAUUCGUAAGCACAACUACACAAGUUAA